AUGGAAGACGAGGAAGAGCCAAAAAAAUGUGAGCCAGAGAUAUUAAUCCCUCCAAACUUAGAAAUAAAAUCUCUUAAAAGUGAAGGAGAAAAUUUAAAUGAACUUAAUAAAGAAAAUUGCCAUAAAUUCAAAAAUUGCCCAAUGUGAAUUAUAUUAGUAACAAUAUUUUUUACAAUUACAGCAAUUGUAAUAGUAAUCGUUGGAUUUAUACUUGCUUCAGAUAAAUUAUUUUUAUAUCUGCUUGUAUUAUUAUAUAAUCCGCUCAAUGCUUUUAGUCUAAUACCUUUGGCAUAAAUUAUCUAAAGCUUUGUAUGUGCAUUAAUAUGGCGGAGGAGACCAGUCCCGACCUUUUGGUGCAAUUUUUCUCAGAACCUGCAGAGAACACCCAGGUGGGGAAACCAAACUGAGAAACGGGUCUUGUAGGUUUUUCUCAUACUCCAGAGAGAUAAUCCCUGAGAGAUGGGUUUUUACUUCCAGAGAUUCUUGAAAAGGGGACGGCCAGCAAAGGUCAAGAUGGGUAGAGUGAUAAGAAUCCCGAAAGACCCUAGACAGCAUGUGCCUAAUAUGAUACUGGGAGUUGUGCACCGGGAAAUCAGCCCUUUGGGCUUCAAGCCAGAAUUUCAAUCCAACUGUGCAAGACUUUCCUCUGGCGGAGGGACGGAUGCUUGCGGGGUCCUCAGGGACGAUGAGCAUGUAUAGGUGCAAAUCACUAGCCAGUGCUGCUAAGGCGAACGUCAUAAAUUGAUUAAUUAAUUAAUUAAUUGAUCUGAAGCUUUACCGUGCUGAAUAAUUGCAUCAUUAAUGAUGAUCCCACUAGGAUACUGCUAUACCUUGCUAAUUAAAGCAUAUUACGCCAAGCCAGAAGAAAGAAAAGGCAUUUUAUUUGAAAUCCCUGACAUAUAG
Messenger RNA from Blepharisma stoltei, 903 nucleotides. Lineage: Eukaryota; Ciliophora; Heterotrichea; Heterotrichida; Blepharismidae. The record is from the annotation of a GenBank genome assembly.